GGCGGCGGCGGCUCCGGCUCCGGCUCUGGAGGCGGCUGUGCGGGCGCUUCAAGAACUUCAUAUAAACACAUGAGAGAAGAUGACAAGAUCUAGAUCAAGAUCACCACGAUGGAAGCAAAGGUCCUUAUCUCCAGCAUUUAGGAGUCCAGAGCACCACAGGCAAAGGCACGCUCAUGUUAAUUAUGACUGUGAAUAUAAAAGCUUUCGUAAGGACCUAAAGAAACCUAUGACUUGGAGAACAGAUGAUGAAAAAUAUGGACAAAGCAAUUCCAGGUUUGCACCUCAUGGAAAUAACCACCAGAGAAUGUAUGAACGUAGGUCACCUUCACCAAACCUGAAAAGAAUUCCCAUGGAAGAUGCUUACAGCCAUAAGCCCUACAGAACACAUUCAUCGGAAAGAACUGAAGGCAAUAGGAGAUGUCAGUUACCACCAAAAUACUCAGAAAUACCAUAUAAGGAGCACAGUCGGUCAUUUUACCAUUACAAAAUGGAAGAAAGAUACACGUUUGAACACUACAAAGUCACUGGAAAUGAAAAAGGAAUUAAACCUUUUCACAGACCGUUAGGGGCUUCAUGUAAAUUUGAAAGAAAAUGGCACGAAGAUGACUUGAGGCACCAGAGAUUACAUGAAGAGAAGUAUGGUCAGUCACCCAGAAGAGUUUCUGAUGAAUUUACGUCAAGGAGCUCUUUACAGAAGAGGUAUCCUGAAGAUCACGAUUACAGAGAAUAUGGGCACACGUCUAAAAGGGCUAAAGAAAUGGAGAGGUAUGACGGUGGAGAAGUAGCAAGAAAUUCCAAGUGGAAGCAAGAGCGUUCUUUUUCACCCUACCAAGAAAAGGAGGAGCAAAGAAAUCUGGGUGCCCAGUCUCACCGGUCGACUGAAAGGGAGUACUCGGAGGGAUCUGUCACAAAGAUAGCCUAUGAAUACAAUCACAAACGGCGCAGGCACCUGGAUGGGGAAAAGCCUUUCACAGAUGAUAGAGCUCAGAAGUAUGCGAAGCAGGAAGAUCAGAAAUACGGAUCUUCUAAGGGUGCCUGGAAUAGCAAAAAGUUAGAUUACUUUAGUGGUGGAAGAGCGAGACAGACUGAAGAAGGGCAUGUUGAAGUCCCUCCUAAAUAUAGUUCAAAGAAGGGCUGCAAUGCUUGCGUUAACUCUUCUAAAAUGGAUGCUGAUCUGAGACCCUUUAAAAACAAGCAGAAGGAAAGAGUAAGGAAAGAAGGGGAACUCAGGAGAAAAGGAGAUUCUUCCAGUAGCCAGCAUGAUUCAAGUCAUACUGUUUCAGAUGUGAAAGUGUCAGAUGUCAACUGUAGGAGGGAACAUCUCACAAUCAAAGUGGACAUGAAGAAAACGGUGAACAGGUACAGGUCUGCUUCUAGUCAUACUGCAGACAGACAGAUGUCACAUGAUCUGGUUGCUGUCGGCAGGAAAAAUGAAAACUUUCAUCCGGUGUUCGAGCACAUGGAAUCUGUAGCACGAGGUGUUGAGAGCGACCCGUCGCGAGAAUUUACUCAGGAAAUAAUCACAAUUAUCCAUCAAAUUAAAGCAAAUUAUUUUACAUCAUCCGACAUAACUCUGCAUGAACGGUUCUCAAAAAUCCAGGAUAAACCAAUUCCAAAUAUGAAUGAAGUUAAAAGAAGUUUGGAUCCAGAAAUUCACAGGAGGAUUGACAUGUCUUUAGCAGAACUUCAGAACAAACGAACUGUCCCAUCAGAAUCUCCUCAGCUACUCUUACAUGCUUUGAAGACCACUAGCAAUUCUGUUUUAAAAGGAAUGCACGUGACUGUAUUUACAGAUAUAAAACGUACUUCCAUUACUGUGAACAUCAUAAGAGUUUUAGAAGAUCCAAAUGAUCUACGGCAUGAUAUAGAAAGGAGAAGAAAAGAGAGACUGAAGAAUGAAGAUGAGAGAGCAUUUCAUACAGAUGGUACAGCUCCAAGGAAUCAGCAAAGCUGCAGUUUUUCAAGAUUACAGAACUCUCAACUUGAUGGCUUCCAAAAGCCCAUGAGGUUCAUUAAGCCACCUUUCAGGAAAUUUAUUGGGAAGCCUCACCUGAAUUCUUACUAUUCUUCAAGAACAAAUGAUACUUUCCCGCAUAGACAUGUUAGAGGACGCCUUGAGAACACAGGUCCCAUCAGGAGACACUUUAAGAGCAACUUUGCAGAUGGCCGUUUGCAAUCCCAUUAUAAAUCAGGCUUAGUACAGAAGGGUUUAUAUAUUCAAGCUAAGUACCAGCGGUUACGUUCUGUUGGUGUAAGGGGGUUUACCACUAAUAAAUACAGAGAUGGAUUUCUGAGGAAAGAAAAGGGAAAUUUAAAUGUUGGGACAGAAACCUGAACUAAGCUCUGAUCCUGAAGUUGAAACGUGAAACACAGAAAAGGGAACAUCUGUUCACUUUUUUGACAACUUUGUCCAGACCUAAAUUGGGAUAAAGGAACUAACCCUGUAACUUUCUUGAUUAAAAAAUAACUUUAUUUUUCGGUAGGAGAAUGCUGCAGAACUUUUUUACGGUUUUCAUAAUUGCUUUUAAACUACAGUAUUCAAUGGAAAUGUUGUAGUAUGUACCUUUAGUUCCUUUUGCAUACCGGUCUCGAGUAAAGAAGUCACUGAAGGGAGUCUUAUUUAUUGAUUACUUUUUCUCCAAGCAUGAUGUUACAGAUGGAACUUGAGUUGUUAUACCCAGAGGUUUAUAUGUUCAAAGUUUAUUGCUUAUGUAAUAAAAAAGGAAAACAAACAAAAAAAAAAAGUGCCUGAAUUGUUUGGUAAUAGCACAUAGCUCAGGAUUAGCCAAGAAAGAAAUGACCUGGUAGGUUGCGCAAUAGAUCUUACACCUCUGUUCAGUCCUUUCCAUAAAACAAUAUUCUGUAUUACUUCAUUGGAGUUUCAUAAUAUUCUUGGGUUUCUGAGAUGUAUAUAGAUUUGUGAAGUGUUAAGACUGCUGAGACAAUUUUUGGUAUUUGAUGAACAUGAAUGGCAGCAGGCAGGUAUGCAGUGUUCUGUAGCAGUAGUUUGUAACUGCACUGAAGGCAUGCUUGGGUUUGUUAUGGGGUUAGUUGGUCUGUAUUCAAAGUUACUGUCUCAUAGGUUUGUGGGUUUUUUUUUAUGUAUGGCAUUCUUGACGAAGCCAUGUGUUCUUUCAUCUUGUCAUAAAUGAUUUGGUGGCUUCUUGAAUUCUGAAAUUGGGGCCUGAAGUGUUUAGUUGCAAGGGAAAAAAAAAAAACCAACAAAACAAGAAAUGUAAGUUUUUUAUAAGCAUGUAUUUUAACAAAGCUGUUCAUAAUUGAAACUGCUUUAAAUGCAGAUAGCUUGUAACUUUGUUCAAAAUCCCAGUAAUUCUCCAAAGCUUACGGUGCUUCAGAGGAGAACGUAUUGUUAUGCUGUAUGCAGAAUUUAAAUAGCUCGACAUGUUUUUCAGCAGCUAUAAACAAUAUUGUGCUUAUUUCCUGUUUAUAGCUUUGCCUUAAUAUAAUAUAUAUAGUAGGGUUGUGUCUAUGUAUUACAGAUUUCUUCACUUUUUUAUUACAGGUAAAUUGAAGAUGUGUAAGAAGUAGUUUUCAGAUAACGUCCUUAUUUGUUUUAAGGAAACAUUUUUCCAUAAUUUCUGGGACAGUGUUAGCUGUAGGGAAUGCAGGCUAGGCUCUAUGAUGGAUAACAGAUCAGAAUUCUGAUCGUGGGUAGGAGUAGGUUCAGAGAAAAGGAUAUUUGUCUUUUGGUGGAAAGUCAGGAUGUGACUUUUUUUUUCUUUGCAUGAUUUCUUUGUUGUGGGUUUUUUUGUUUGUUUGUUUGUUUUUUUCCACAGUGCUUCCAGUAGAGGAGUUAUUUGUUGGAAGCAUAGGUAAUGGCUCAGAGCAGCUAAAAUAGUGUCACUUAAUCUUAAGUCAUGGGAUGUACUGCUUAGUGUUCAUAGAAAAUAAGUAGGCGGGAAGUGUGCCAGAUUCAUUGAUGCUAUGGUGAUUCAACAACAACACCAGAUGGUAUAAGUUUCUAAAACUCCAGUUUUCAGUUGAAAUAAUUAUUAAGUGAUUCAACUAGUAUUUAAGUAACUUUCUGACAUACAAAUUCAAAAUGGGAAGUUAAAGGAAAAGAAUUUCUUGAUCUGCAGGAAGUUAGCUGCUUCCGUUUGAUCGGAAAUACUUGUGAUGCUGUCGCUGAUGAACCCAACUAUAAAAUCAUCCUGUGUGGAUUUACCAGCAAGUGGAAAUUGAAGCAACAGAUUGAGCCAACCCAAAGCAAAUAAGGAGUCGCCGUGUUCGUUAAGCAGCCCAGUGUCGGGAAGUGCUGUGUGUACCACUGCAGAUGGGUGCAGGUUCACCCUGAAGCCAACAAGUUUUUCCACGCUGCUCCUGAACACGUUAAGCACUGUAAAACGCAGGUGAAACCAUACAUGAUACAAGACAAACUACUGAAGCUAUCAUGUCUUACUUUGCAGGAUACUACUGUUUCUGUGAGCUUCCUUUUUUGUUCUUCCUAAAGCCUGGAAGAGAGUUUGUUGUUGAGCCCAAUGGGAGAAGUGGAUAUGUGAAGAAACUUGUGGCAUGUCAGUUUUGCUAAGGUUGUCUAGAAAUAAUGCUGAAGUAGUCAGACUUCAGCCAGUUAAUGCUGCUUUCAUUUUUUAUUUUUAUAUGAAAACCAGGUUUAAGAGUGCAAAUGCCUCCAGUUUUGUGCUUUAUUUUACUUGUGCACAACUAGUUUUAGUACUUUGUGUCUAGUUUCUUCAAUAUAGGUUGUUGUUUCUGUAACUGUAAGCAACGUAUUACCAUAUGAUAUCUGAUUAUUAUUUCUGUAACUGUAAGCAACAUAUUACCAAUGUGGUAUCUUUUAAUAUGUUUACUGAUUUUUAUUUUAUUCACCUCAUCCCCACGUUGGUCCCGAGAUGAAUGUCAUAUGAUGAAAUGUAGUUCCUGUUUCAGUUGCUUUAGCUUUUUUGUGAGGAGCUUCCAUCUGCUGAAAUCACAUUCUUUACCAGUAACUUUGCUUUACUAAUCAGAUUUGUACAGAAAUUUAAUUCAGCGAUUGAAUUAGGUGCUAGAGGGAACCUCACUGUCUGGUCUGCAACUUACUGUGCUUUGAAUCUUUAGCUGGAGACUUACGUCUGUAUGCAAACACGAGUAAUUGGCUCAUUUUUUCUUUCAGCACAGGAAAGUUCUGUUGUACUGACAGAAUGGUUAGUUGAGAAUAAUAUAUUGAAAUUACUGAUUGGUUUGUGAGAGGGCUCAAGUUGAGAAAACGAGUGUUAAGAAGAAGGUCAGUUUACUUGAAUAAUUUGGUGCCUUUCUAUAUUGUGACUACAUUGUAGAAAAUGCCCUCUGUACAAAGACUUAAAUAAUGUUCUGAUUAUUGCAUUAUUUCUAAUAUGAGCAUGGACUGAGUAGAGUUGUUAAUGUAACCGCUUACUUUUAACUAUGUGAGUAAUCCUCUGCUCCAAAGGAAAAAUGUUCCUUGUAUUAGUGAAGCUGCUCACUGCAUUUGCAUUGGAAAGGCAAGUCAAGAAUAUGAUUGUCUAAGAGCUAGUUAGCUUUGUUUUAUAAAUGUGAAUUGCCUUUCUGUUAGUUGACUUGAAAUGACCGCUGAAUGCUUGUCACGUUCUCAGUUGUUCACAUGUGAAAUGUUUUUUUUUCUUUUCAUGGCUAUCCAAAAUACAGUCAUUGAACAUGAUUAGUCUUCCUUAUAAGUGUCGUAAGUUGUGAAUUUAGUGUUAAUGCUGCUGAUCAGUUUAAUCUCUAUAUUGAUUGAUUGGGUUAAAUCCUCAUUUUAUAAUUCUUAGCUUAUAUGUGGUGAUCAAGUCAAGAAAAUUCUGGGGCUAGUAAACAACACAUCAUGAAGUAUGUAUAAGUCUGCCUUAACUCUAAUAAUGACUUAAAUGAUUCAUAUCACCUUAUCUGAUGCAUUUAGGUGGUCCUGAGACCUCAAUGUGAUUGUCUCGGCUCAAGUACCCAAUUGCAGGAGGUGGGAGCAAAUUCAGCUGAUAGCCAGUUGUGAUAAUAGCUUACCUGCUGCUUUCUCUCACAGGGCCUUGGGGUGAAAUGCUGAUUUUUCUUUGUGUGAACUUCCUUUAAGAGCAAAAUAAAUUUUAAAAAAAUCACAUUUCUGGGCAUUAUGGAACUCUGGGUUUUCAAAAGAUGAUUGUUUGUUGUGUUUCAGAAGGUCUUUCUCUGCCAUGUCUAGGAAAUUGAUAGUGAAAAUUGGUUGGAGAAGAUGAUUAAAGAUUUUAGCAAAGAUUAAGCUAUGGAGAUCUGAUUUCUCAGCCUUCUCACUUUCAGAAGACUUGUAAGCAGAGGGAGAUUCUUCAACUUCCUUUACUGAAGAAAUCUUUUCCCAUACACUUCAGAAAUAUGCCUCUUGCUUUUCUUCAGGCAUCUGACCAGCCACCUCUACAGGAGGGUUCUCUAAAAGAAAGGCUUCAGGCUUGCAUCCUAAUGAAUCCGCAAGAACUGGAUGUUUCUCUACAAAUCUGGCCCUUGACAGACUUCAUUCCACUGCGGCAGGGUUUGAAGAUCAGAGUUUCAUUUUACAGGAGGGAGGGGAAGGAAAUAAAAGCCAUUUCAGGGUUGUUGUAAGCCUACUUGUAACACUUAACUCCUUUGUAGAUAGGGAGGAUGGUAGUGAACGUUUAAAUGUGUUCUAUUUUAAGCUUGGUGAACGUAUUUUUUCAGCUGAGAUCUGAGACUACUAUUGUUGCGAUACCUGCCCCCUCCUUGUCCUUUCUUUGCCUUGAUGUUGUUUUGGUAGAGGGCGUUCUCAGUAGGUAUUUAGCCCUGUGGUUUAAUAGUUUUAUGCUGCCUGCCACUUUAAUAUGGUUUUCCUCUGUUCGCUGCUCUAAAUUUUGUCAAAGUCUCACAUCUUUUUAAUAUUUCAUUUUCUGUAAAUAAUGUAGUAGAUGGCUUUUAUUUUGUGACUGGCUCCUUGUGUUUUUGUUGUUGAAGGAAGAGAUAGAGGGGAAGCAGUUGUUUUUGGUUCACUUUUCAUGGAAUAAAAAAAAAACCACCGUAUUGAAUAUUUUAAGAAUAGCAGGGCUAGUUAUUUUCCUUUUUUAGCAACUGAAUGAGAAUGUGGACUAAUGCCCAUUUCUAAGGAAUAUAUUCAAGUUCACUGUAUUUAUACUGUAGUUCUCUCCUCCAUUAGGGCCUUCUAAUGAGUGUAUGUGUGUGUGUGUAUACAUAUGCACAAAUAGUAUGAUCAGAAACCUUUAAUGGAAUCAUUCGUAAGUGUGGAUUUAAAAGAAGAAAAAAAAUAACCUUUUAAAACUAUUAAACUACUGAAGAUGGAAUUAAAUGCAAAAGCAUUUUGUGUGUAGUCUCUGGAGUCCACAACGGUGCUUCUGACAAUGUUAUUCCAUACCUAGAUCUCAUGUUCAUAAGUACAUAUUAAGAUGUAGGUAUGUUUAUAUGUAUGUUUAAUAUAGUUUCUAUAAAAUCAAUGUAAAUUUUGUUUCUACUGACAAUAAAUGUUGUAACAAAA
Molecule: messenger RNA, 7456 nt
Organism: Lagopus leucura (white-tailed ptarmigan)
Lineage: Eukaryota; Metazoa; Chordata; Aves; Galliformes; Phasianidae
Gene: BCLAF3
Product: BCLAF1 and THRAP3 family member 3
Exons: 13
Coding region: 80-2335 (751 amino acids)
Biological process (GO): positive regulation of transcription by RNA polymerase II
Cellular component (GO): mediator complex
Molecular function (GO): DNA binding; transcription coregulator activity
Source: RefSeq, a predicted model, not a curated record